AUGCUGGACAAGGAUAUCCUCAUUGAAUGUAAGACUGACCCAGGGACGAGAGGGCUGCUCGUGGCGGAGGGGGCGUCCCUCCCUCAGAGGCCUCCCUGUUCACUGCCUGACAGCCGAGACCCCCAAGGCAUCAAUCAGCACCUCAAGGUGGACUUUGCUGACGUGCUGGCAGAGCCGACCUCCUUCCAUAGUUUCGACCGCGUGUGGACCUGGAGCGACAUCACUUUUGAAACCUCCCGCCUCUGGGGCUACCGCCUCAUCUCCCUGCUCUGCGCGCUUCCGGGCUCCCUGCUGGCUGGAGGCCUCUUCGCCUGCCUCAGCUCCCUUCACAUCUGGUGCAUCAUGCCUUGUGUCCAGCUGUGCAUGCUGACCCUGCCCCCCAUCCGCACCCUCUGGAUCAGUGUCCUGGACCUCCUAGUGGCCCCACUGUGUGCCAGCGUGGGCCGCUGCUGCAGCUUCAUCCGCCUGACUGGCACACGUCAAUGA
This is a messenger RNA of Ornithorhynchus anatinus (platypus), 486 nucleotides long. RefSeq names its product caveolin-2. Gene Ontology annotation, cellular component: caveola. The coding region runs from base 1 to 486 and encodes 161 amino acids. Gene Ontology annotation, biological process: caveola assembly. Lineage: Eukaryota; Metazoa; Chordata; Mammalia; Monotremata; Ornithorhynchidae. The transcript is spliced from 3 exons. The record is from RefSeq and is a predicted model, not a curated record. Gene Ontology annotation, molecular function: molecular adaptor activity.